AUGAAGGUCAUCAUUCUCCCUCUCCUUCUCUCUUGUCCCACUCACUAUCUAUCUAUCUCUCUAUCUAUCAACGAGGGGGCUGAAAAUAACAUAUUCUUUCUUACUUUUCCUUCUUUCGUCCGUUCUUUCUUCUUUUUUUUCUUUCUUCCGUUCGUUCUUUCUUGCUUUCUUACUUUCGUUCUUUCUUCCGUUCGUUCGUUCUUUCUUUCUUUCUUUCGUUUUAUUUCAUUCUUUCUUUUGUUCAUUCGUUCGUUCUCUCGUUCUUUAAUUCAUUCUUUCUUUCUUUCUACCGUUCGUUCUUUCUUGCUUUCUUUUUUUCGGUCGUUCGUUCUUUCUUUCUUUCGUUCUUUCUUUCUUUCGAUCGUUCGUUCCUUCUUUCUUUUAUUCUUGCUUUCUUUCGUUCUUUUGUUUUGUUUUGUUUUUCGUUAUUUCGUUCUCUUUCUUCCGUUCGUUCUUUCUUUCUUUCUUUCUUCCAUUAGUUCUUUCUUUCUUUCUUUUCGUUCUUUUUUCAUCUUUCUUUAUUCAGCUUGUUCGUUCGUUCUUUCUCUCUUUCGUUCGUUCGUUCUUUCGUUCUUUCUUUCUUUCUUUCUUCCAUUAGUUCUUUCUUUUCGUUCUUUCUUUCGUUCGUUCUGUCAUUCGUUCCUUUGUUCUUUCUUUCUAUCUUUCUUUCAGGCUCCAAUAUGGGAUGAAUUUUGCUUCUUAAUGCAUUUGAAUCUGUUUUUAUGUCGACAUUUGAACACGAAUCCAUUCCUAUCUAUCUAUCUAUCUAUCUCAGGCUGUCGACAUCUAUCUAUCUAUCUAUCAAUAGAUAGAUAG
Molecule: messenger RNA, 816 nt
Organism: Acanthosepion pharaonis
Lineage: Eukaryota; Metazoa; Mollusca; Cephalopoda; Sepiida; Sepiidae
Source: the annotation of a GenBank genome assembly